AGAUCCUUCUGCUGAAGUUCACCUAUGCCCGGCGUCGAACAGAGGAAGGUCCACGAUGAGCGCCCGAGUUCUGGUCGGAGUUAAACGGGUCAUUGAUUAUGCUGUCAAGAUCCGGGUCAAGCCGGACCACACAGGAGUGGUUACAGAUGGCGUCAAGCAUUCGAUGAACCCCUUCUGUGAGAUCGCAGUGGAGGAGGCCGUCAGACUCAAGGAGAAGAAGCUUGUGAAGGAGAUCGUGGCCGUCAGCUGUGGUCCUCAGCAGGUUCAGGAGACGAUCCGGACGGCUCUGGCCAUGGGUGCGGACCGCGGGAUACACGUGGAAGUGUCCGGGAAAGACUACGAGACGCUCGGCCCCCUGCAGGUCUCCAAGAUAAUGGCUGCUCUCGCUAAGAAAGAGGAAGCCGAUCUGAUCAUUCUGGGUAAACAGGCCAUAGAUGACGACUGCAAUCAGACUGGACAGAUGACGGCAGCUCUAUUGGACUGGCCGCAGGGAACAUUUGCAUCUGAGUUGACCUUAGAAGGAGGCAAGCUGAAGGUGGUGAGAGAAAUCGAUGGUGGAUUGGAGACCAUUAUGAUCAAUAUGCCAGCCGUCGUGACCGCUGACCUCCGUCUCAACACUCCCAGAUACGCCACGCUGCCCAACAUCAUG
Messenger RNA from Pimephales promelas (fathead minnow), 649 nucleotides. The record is from RefSeq and is a predicted model, not a curated record. Lineage: Eukaryota; Metazoa; Chordata; Actinopteri; Cypriniformes; Leuciscidae.